AUGGAGAAAUCUGACAGGAUAAAUACUUACCAAUACAAACUCAGGGAGUCUAAGUUUGAUGAGUUGAAUACGCUUGGAGCUCUUUUGAUUGAUGAUCACAUGGAUGCCUUCAAGAAGACUUAUGGCAACUUGUUGGCUAUUCUACUGACCAAGGAAGAUACGAGGUUGGUUCUCACUUUUGCUCAGUUCUAUGAUCCUAUUAUGCAUUGCUUUACUUUCCAAGAUAUCUUAUUGGCUCCCACUUUGGAAGAGUUUGCCUACAUCUUGUGUAUUCAUGUCAAAUACCAAGUUCCUUAUAUGAGCGCAAAUGGCUUUCCAGAGCCUGUAGUGAUUGCACAAACUUUUUAUCUCAAGAGGGAAGUAGUUAACUCCAACAUUCAUACCAAAGGUAACACCAGAGGGUUUCCUUCAAAGUUUCUCAUUAAAAAUACCACUCUAUUUACUGAUAGUGGAAGCUGGGAUGCUUUUUAUGCAAACUUCUCUCUUCUCAUCUAUGGAUUGGUACUUUUCCCAAUCAUUGAAGGUUUCAUUGAUAAAGUUGCUAUCAACAUCUUCCUGACCAAGAAUCAGGUUCCCACGCUUCUAGCCGAUGUUUAUUUCUCUUUCCAUUGGAGAAACAAGAAGAAUGAUGAAAUGAUUAGUUUAUGUGUUCCUUUGCUUUACAAGUGGUUCUUGACUCACUCGCAAAGGAAAUGA
Molecule: messenger RNA, 696 nt
Organism: Lathyrus oleraceus (garden pea)
Lineage: Eukaryota; Viridiplantae; Streptophyta; Magnoliopsida; Fabales; Fabaceae
Exons: 1
Coding region: 1-696 (231 amino acids)
Source: RefSeq, a predicted model, not a curated record